AUGCCGGCUAAAGUGAUAGCACAAGACAAUCAGCAUGAAGAAAGCCUUGAUAAAAUCUUACGGGGGCAUCAGAAUGAUGGAGAUCGCAAAGUAAAUUCAGAAACAGAUAUAACAAUCGCUAUAGCUGAACAUUUAUUGGGAAAGCUUUCACCAGGAAAAUCUUACAUCAUUGAUUCAAGGGUUGAAAGGAAAGAGAAGUGUAGCUGUGGAUUUAGUCAUUGUAAAAGUGAUCCUGCAUUUGGAAGCACUGGUAUAGGUCAUGAGGACACCUGGCAUGGGUUCAUUGAGGUCUUAUUUCCGUCACAGAGUGGAAUACCAGAGACUGCAGCUACUUUUGUUGAAUGUAACCAGAGUCCAGCAACACUAACAUGCCCUCUUGAUGAAUCUGAAGAAGAUUUUUCUGGAAGGAAGUUGAUGCGUGCUGAAAAUCAAGCUCUAGCCCAAACAAUUGUGUUUUCCUUUAUCCAAAGAAAAAGGCAUCCAGAUUUUUCCAAUUUCUUAAUUCCAAACAUUCUGAUUUCUCCACAUGAUUUUCGAAUUAUUAUGUAUGACAGUGUUAAUGACAUUUUGAUAUGCAGUGUACCGGUGCCACUUUUUCAUCCUUAUCCGUCCAGUUCUCUUCAGAUUGCAUCAAUCAUUAUUCUCUGGAUGGUUUUGCACUAUAGAAUGUUUUGUGUGGGAAUAGACACUUCAUUAAUAAUAGAAACAAUCGAUGAAAUGAAGAAGAUUCAAUCCAAUUUUAAAGACAGAGCAAAGGAAAAAUUAGAUCUGUAUGUUCAUGCGUCAAAAUUUUGUGUUCAGGAUUUCCCUAUCGUACAGAGACCAGCAUUACCAUCCCAUGACCUGCUUGGGUUUGGAAUACAUUUGAUUCCACAAAAAUAAGUUAUCCACCACUUUCUGGUCUGAAAUAUGCAGGAUUUUACGUUACGUGUACGUCAUUCCACAGUGUCAGGAAUACCACAUACAAAUGUAUUUGUCUCUGCUGCAAGGAGAAAUCUUUGUGGUACAGCUACAAGCUUUCUACAGUGAUUAUUAUUUUUGCAGAUUUAUGUUAUAUUCUCAGACUGGUAUCGAUAAUUGAAACUGAACCAAAAUGUAUUAUGAGUUUUUCAUGUCACUGUCUUGUAAUGACUUGGGGCACAAAGUGAUGCCUCUUUCAGUCUGACAUUUUUUAAAAAUAAACUGGUUUUCCAGACAUAA
Messenger RNA from Ostrea edulis (European flat oyster), 1200 nucleotides. RefSeq lists its product as uncharacterized. NCBI's taxonomy places the organism in Eukaryota, Metazoa, Mollusca, Bivalvia, Ostreida, Ostreidae. The record is from RefSeq and is a predicted model, not a curated record. The transcript is spliced from 4 exons. Bases 1 to 882 code for a protein of 293 amino acids.